Messenger RNA from Durusdinium trenchii, 1496 nucleotides. The record is from the annotation of a GenBank genome assembly. NCBI's taxonomy places the organism in Eukaryota, Dinophyceae, Suessiales, Symbiodiniaceae.
AUGUCUGCUUCUUCUCCGAGCAUCUUCCCAACUUUUGGGCAGAUUGUGCGGCGUUGCGUUGGCCUGCUACGAGCCAUCGACCUUGUGCACAGCUUUCGCUGCUACACAUCCUUGGUGCUUCUGGCUGACGUUCUGAGGCAUGGGGUCAACUACUUGGCCUUGCCGGGUAUGUUGGAGGCAUUGACGCGUCCCGCACGCAAAAUUGAGCAAGGUGAAGGCAUGGAGACGUUGGCUGCUACCACUGCAGCUGCGAUCGGUUUUCUCCUGACAGCGCUGAGCCAGGUGCUUGUUGGCCGAAUCACUGGAGGCCGCAGACUGACUUUGUCGAUGGUGCUGUGGGGAGCCUGGGGUGAGGUUGUUUGUCCAGCAGUGCUUUUUGCGCUUGUUUGCUUGGCAGACCUGGUGGCUGUUGUUGCUCCUUUGGAUGUCCAUUUUGUUUGCAUUGGUUGCCUCAUGCAGAGCCACUGGGAGCACAUUGAAAACCUGAUUCUUGCCUUCGCUUCGUUGGCCAAGCUCCUGGUUCGUAGUUAUCUUUGUCCAGAUCAAGGAGUGCGCACGUCCUCUGUCAAGGCCAUGGGGGCAGCAAUAGCCAUGGCGACCGAGACAGAGACAGAGUCGAACAGAAGGUGCGCUGCCUUGCAAACCCUCUACACUGCAGGACACAAAGUUGAAUUGGCUGCCACAAAAUUAGGACCCGGCUUUCCAGGCUUCCAGGCGUAUCAUACAUCGGUCAAAGUGGAUGACAUGGAGUACUCCUUCAGUGGCGAAGGGAUUGUGGUUCAACGUGGCUUGCCCAGCCACAUGCGAUUGCCAGACACACCAGAGGUGGUCUAUGUUGGUCUCACCAGCCUGUCUGGUGACGUCAUGCAGAAGCAUCUGACGGGAUUCUUCAAGAGAGGUUCCUACGACCUCUUGCGGAAGAACUGCAAUUCCUUUAGCGACUGCGCCCUCUACUUCCUUUUGGACAUGCGCCUGGAUCCAAGCUACAAAGGCCUUGAGCAGCUGGGCCACAUGGCAGAUCGGCAAGCAGGCAUUGUCCAAGCUGUUACAGAGGGCAACUACAGACCGAACCCAAAUGCGGACACAUUCAGUGUCGCUGCAACCAUUGAAGCAAUCAACAAACUGAAGGAUUCGCCAGCGUUUCGGUUUUCAUAAAGUUGUGCAAAGGACUGCAGUCCUUUAAAGAUGCCGAAUUUCGCCCCGGAUCUUGCCAGUUCCUUUGCCGCAUCAUUUCCCCUCGAAUGCAAGGGGGGAGUGGUGCAGGCCAGUGCUUGAAGGAAUGCGUCCAGCUGCUUCCUUCCGAUGUGUUUUCUUCUCGCAUUCUUCGGUCCUUCAGUGCGCCGUCCUGGCCGUAGCUGCAGCGGUACAGCGCUGAAAGCGCGUGCUCGAUGUGCAGCUUUUCAUUUGGCGCAUCCCACACAAGCUGAGAGCACCAAGCCUGCUUGACACCAAACAAACCCCACACCAUUCACACACACACAUACGAGCGCGUGGAC